AACACAUUGAGCUACUCCAUUAGCCAACAAAAUUACUUUACUCUCCCUUUCCUCGAGCGACAUAUACACCAUGUCCGGCAAUCAGGCAGUCAACAUCAAUCCGCCUAACGCGCAGAUCGACAUUACGUCGCACGGCUCCGACUGGCUUUGGGCCGCCUUUUCCCUCUUUACCAUCUUCGACCUUGGUAUGGUAGCAUGGAUGUGGCUGCGACCCAAGACGCAGCGGGUCCUUCACCUCCUACCAAUCGUCAUCCUCACAGUAACGAUGGUGACAUACUUCACGAUGGCGUCCAACCUCGGCAGCACACCGAUCACUGCCGAGUUCUACGGCAACCACCACCAGGACCAGGCCGGAGAUCCGGCGACUCGUGCGAUCUGGUAUGCGCGGUACAUCGGAUGGACUCUUUCGCUUCCUCUCCUGGUCGCUGAGGUUCUUCUCGCGACUGGGCUGAGCGCGACCGAAGUAUCCGCUGCCUUGUUCAUGGAAGUCGUCUUCGUCGUAUCCUACCUUGUAGGUGCUCUGGUAUCGUCGACAUACAAGUGGGGCUACUUCGCCAUCGGUACCGCUGCCCUGCUCUACGUGAUCUCGUACCUCGUGGGGCCCGGCCUCAUCGCUGCUGGCCAUGUUGGUGCGGAUGUGCGCAAGGUCUACAUCACCACUGCGCCAUUUGUUGCCUUCCUAUUCUUCCUGUACCCGAUCGCAUGGGGCCUGUCCGAGGGCGGUAAUGUGAUUCACCCGGAUUCCGAGAUGGUCUUCUACGGCAUUCUCGACCUCCUCGUCCAGCCCGUUCUGCUUUUCGCCUAUAUCUUCCAGCUCCGCAACAUCGACAUUGCUCGCUUUGGAUUCGCCCCUCGCGAGACCAUUAUCGGCGAGAAGCCGGCGGCGACUGCAUAGAGAAAACAUCUGCUACUCGUAUUCCUCUCACGAUUUCUCAUGACCACUAAUGACCUGUACACCCACCAAUAAUGUAAUGCAGUCUUCGUAGUGUAGCAAUACUAAAGACUCGUUAACUCAUG
Messenger RNA from Dacryopinax primogenitus, 1017 nucleotides. Its product is annotated as heat shock protein 30. The record is from RefSeq and is a predicted model, not a curated record. Lineage: Eukaryota; Fungi; Basidiomycota; Dacrymycetes; Dacrymycetales; Dacrymycetaceae. Gene Ontology annotation, cellular component: plasma membrane; endoplasmic reticulum. The transcript has a single exon. Bases 71 to 895 code for a protein of 274 amino acids.